ACUGAUCGACCCGCCACCCUCCAGCUCCAGCAGCAUUGUUGUCACGGCACGGCGGCUCCGAUCCUCUCCAAUCAGGACGCCGCCGGCCGCCGCAGCCGCAGCGCAGACACGACGACCCAGCAGUCCAUUUGCAGCCCACGGCAGCUGAUCAUCAUCCAGCAGAUACGUAGCAGAUAGAUACAUAAGCAGGCUGCAAGCAGGCAUGUGGAGAUGAGAUGGAUGAUAUGAUUGGCAGUGCAGAUCGAUGAUCGAUGAUGAUUAUUAGUCCAGUCGUUGGCGCAUGUGCCGUCACCUACUGAUGAUAAUAUAUAUGGAUCAUCGUCUCGUCUAAGUAUAGCAUAGGCGCGGCCGGCUCUCGCACAGCAGGGCGUCGUCGUCGCCGUCCGUCCGUCCCUCCCUCCCUACCAACCUUGCCUGCCUCCCCGCGCGCGUCCCGCCCCUGCCAACUUUAUCCUCCCCUGCCCCGGCCCCCCACAAACACCGUACCUCCGGCGCGCGGUGGUGGCGUGGCGCCCUUCCCACGUCUGCCACCACCCCCGGUCGGGUCCGGUCCGGUCACCAUGGCGAGGGCCUGCAGGAUGGCCCCCCUCCUGCUCCUGCUCGUGGCCGUCGCCGCGUCGGGCAUCCGGGUGGACGUGAUCCGGCUCCCGUCGUCGUCGUCCGCGCCUCCGCCGCUGCCGCCGUCGUCCCCGGCGUUCCGCGAGGCGCCCGCGUUCCGCAACGGGGACGAGUGCCCGCCCCGUGGCUCCCCCGACGGCCGCGUCGACGUCGCCAUGACGCUGGACGCCAACUACCUGCGCGGCACCAUGGCGGCCGUCUUCUCCAUCCUGCAGCACACGGCGUGCCCGGAGAACGUGGCGUUCCACUUCCUGGCCGCCGCCGGCGAUUACCAGCACGACUCGGACCCGCUGGCGGCGAUCCGCGCCACGUUCCCGUACCUUGACCCGAGCGUGCACCGGUUCGACCCGUCCCGUGUCCGCGGCCGCAUCUCCCGCUCCGUGCGCCACGCGCUGGACCAGCCGCUCAACUACGCGCGCAUCUACCUCGCCGACACGCUCCCGGCCACCGUGCGCCGGGUCAUCUACCUCGACUCCGACGUGGUGGUGGUGGACGACGUGCGCAAGCUCUGGUCCGUCGACCUGGGCGAUCGCCACGUGGUGGCGGCGCCCGAGUACUGCCACGCCAACUUCACCAAGUACUUCACCGACGCCUUCUGGUCGGACGAGGAGCUCAGCGCCGCGUUCCGGGGCCGCCGCCCUUGCUACUUCAACACGGGCGUCAUGGUCAUGGACGUGGCGCGGUGGCGACGCGGCGGGUACACGCGGCGGGUGGAGGAGUGGAUGGCGGUGCAGAAGCGGAAGCGGAUCUACCACCUGGGGUCGCUGCCGCCGUUCCUGCUGGUGCUCGCCGGGGACAUCAGGCCCGUCGACCACCGCUGGAACCAGCACGGGCUCGGCGGCGACAACGUGGAGGGCAGGUGCCGGAGCCUCCACCCGGGCCCCAUCAGCCUGCUGCACUGGAGCGGCAAGGGCAAGCCGUGGCUGCGACUCGACGCACGGAAGCCCUGCACCGUCGACUACCUCUGGGCGCCCUACGACCUCUACAAGGCAGCGGCCACCGCGCUGGAGGAGUAGGAGUGUGAUAUCAGUCCAUGCUAAGCUAUACCACGUACCGGAAUGCAUGCAUCGUCAUGGCCUGCCGGCGGCCAUGGGUCAACGUACGAUCGACCGACCCCGGCCGGGGGGACGACGACGUACGGUACGGCGGCCGACGGCGAGGGAGAGACGACGAUCCAAUCCAAGAGGUGUGUGCCGUGUGCCGGCCGUGCGUGCACACAGCAGCGAGCAGAUAGGGCAUGCAUGCAUGAUUCAGACGAGAACUACAUAGUCCGAUCAAGAGGAGAGCUCAACGACGACGAAGGAUUAUUGUAUAUUCUGAUGGGAGCUAGGAGAUCGAAGAGAGGGGUGGGUUGGAGUGGAAGAAGAUCGCCGAUUCGAUGCAUGCGUGAAUGAUCAAUCGUACGUGUAGGCCGGCCGGAGGCGGAGGGAAUAAUGGUCGUCGUCGUGCAUGUCUCGAUCGAGAGAUCUCUCGCGCUCGAUCUUCUUCCCCUCGUUUUGAUUGGGUUCGAUCGUCGAUUCGAUCCUUCGUACGUCGUCGUGUUUGUAUAUAGGUCAUCAAUCGUGGGGGUCAUCAGGCGGGCUUGGUGGCGUGUUGUUGUUGAUUUGUAAAGAAAUCGAUUAGGGGUGGUGUGCAUGCAGUCGAAGGGAUACACAGUAACAAAACCAAAGUAUUGUACUACUGAACACACACAGUGUCAGAAAAAAAAGAAAAACAGGCAAAAUCAAGAACUUCGUUCA
Molecule: messenger RNA, 2357 nt
Organism: Sorghum bicolor (sorghum)
Lineage: Eukaryota; Viridiplantae; Streptophyta; Magnoliopsida; Poales; Poaceae
Product: probable galacturonosyltransferase-like 4
Exons: 1
Coding region: 561-1634 (357 amino acids)
Cellular component (GO): Golgi apparatus
Molecular function (GO): glycosyltransferase activity
Source: RefSeq, a predicted model, not a curated record